CUCGUAACUGCAGAGCGUGAUGAACACAGCUUCAGAACCUCAGCUUCAGUGGUGUGCUCAGCAUGGGCUGCUCUUCGUCCAGCACGCAGACGCUCGCGCAGGAGGACCGGCCGCGCGACAAAGAAACUGUGCUCUCUCGUAAUGGGCUUGUAGCAGAAGACAGCGAGACUGUCUCGGAUCAGAUGCAGCUGCCAGUUCAAAGCGCUCUGCCGGAUGAGCUGGGUCCCGGACCGGGCGAGACGGUGGAAGAUGUCCAGUCUGAGGCUUCAGAAGCAGAGCAGACAACGGUCAGCGCUAGUGAUGCUCCUCUGGAGGAGAGAGAUCCAGCAGACGUUCCUGAAACAUCGAGCCCUGAAGCUCCUGCUGAAGAGCAUGCUGCGUCAGAACCCAGUGACACUACGCCUGCAGAACCCUCUCUAGCUGUGGAACCAGCAUCAGAUCUCACCAGCACUCCAGAACCCAAGCCGGCUGAGCUAACAGCAGCUCCAGAAGCCCCAUCAGACGUGAGCUCGGAGCCCACACUGGAGCAAGCAGACACAGUUCCUGAAGCGAAGCCAACCGCAGCUCCAGAACCAGGUCCAGUGGAGCUUCCCCUGAAUGUAGAGUCCACUCCAGCACCAGAACCCACUCCAGAGGAACCCGACCCGAAUGUAGAAUCAGCUCUACCUGCACCUCCAGAACCCAUUCCAGCCGAAGUAAGCCCUGCUCCAGAACUCACUGUGUCUGAACCGGUCCCGAGUGCAGAACCAGCUCCUGCUGAGGAUCUGACUGUGUCUCCAGAACACGCUGCAGUGGAACCAAGCCCAGCUCCAGAACCCACGGCUGAGGAACCGAGUCCAGCUCCAGAACCUACGGCUGAGGAACCGAGUCCAGCUCCAGAACCCACGGCUGAGGAACCGAGUCCAGCUCCAGAACCCACGGCUGAGGAACCGAGUCCAGCUCCAGAACCCACAGCUGAGGAACCGAGUCCAGCCCAAGCGACUGAGGCAGCAGUGAUCUCACAGUCUGCAGAGGAGAAAGAGACCGACGCAGUCGCUCCAGAGGGAGCCGCCGGUGAGGAGAGCGCAGCAGAUGCAGCUGUGGUCGGUGAAGAUGGAGCUGAUCUGAAAUCCACAGAACCUGCAGAUUGAUGGCAGUGUGAUGCUGUAAGACGUGCCUUUUAUUUCAGUAGACAUGAGGGUUUGGGCUUCACAUAAGUUUGUACAUAAAUUAGUGUUUCUAAGUAGCGUUAGCAUCAUUAGCAUUGUUGUUAAAAGCCACAGAAAUGCCUCUGAGAGCGCGGGUCCCGUGGGUAACCGGCCGAGCGUGGGACGAAUGCUUGUGCCACUGGAUAAAAUCACAGCAUCAUGUCCUCAUCUUCAACUGAGUCAAACUCAACAACAAUAUUAACUCAUCUGAACAAACACGAGCCAAAAUUAGCCAAAUUAUUCUUAAUAAUGUGUCUUUUAAUGGGUCAGAAGGGCUUCGUCUCUUUUAUGUAUUUAGUGCAUCUUUCUCCUCAGACUGCAGAUGUAAAGCAGUUUGACUCUUUACUUGCAUUAAUCAAAGGCAAACGGUAGUAUAUUAAUCAAUAGUAUAUGUUGUUGGGUUAUUUUAGUAUUGUUUGUGGUGACUGAUAGUUACUGGAGCACUAAUAAACCUCAUCUGAUCAGCUUUAAAUCUGUGACACUGGAAGGAAAGCAGUUGCUCAGUGAAUCAAAUCAGUGUGAAAACAUGAAAGUUGAACUCUUUAUACAAAUAAAUCAAGCUUUUAAUGAACUAUGACAUGAUCUCUGCACGUCUCCUGUAUGUGUCUUUUUUUACAUUUAUA
Sinocyclocheilus grahami is the source of this 1810-nucleotide messenger RNA. RefSeq names its product cell surface glycoprotein 1-like. The coding region runs from base 63 to 1130 and encodes 355 amino acids. The record is from RefSeq and is a predicted model, not a curated record. The transcript has 4 exons. Lineage: Eukaryota; Metazoa; Chordata; Actinopteri; Cypriniformes; Cyprinidae.